This is a messenger RNA of Falco peregrinus (peregrine falcon), 1380 nucleotides long. It is a transcript of the gene VCPKMT, whose product is annotated as valosin containing protein lysine methyltransferase. Lineage: Eukaryota; Metazoa; Chordata; Aves; Falconiformes; Falconidae. The coding region runs from base 40 to 675 and encodes 211 amino acids. Gene Ontology annotation, molecular function: protein-lysine N-methyltransferase activity. Gene Ontology annotation, biological process: peptidyl-lysine methylation. Gene Ontology annotation, cellular component: cytosol; cytoplasm. The transcript has 6 exons. The record is from RefSeq and is a predicted model, not a curated record.
CCCCGGGAGGAGGGGCCGCGCCGCCUCAGUGCCGCGGCCAUGGCGGGCUUCGUGCGGGAGCUGGAGCGGCGGGGCGGGCCGGCGCUGCGGCUGGAGCAGCGGGCGGCGGGCGGCGUGGGCUGCGUGGUGUGGGACGCCGCGCUGGUGCUCGCCAAGUUCCUGGAGACUGGCGCUUGUCCCCUCGCCCGCCGCCACGUCCUGGAGCUGGGCGCCGGCACCGGCGCCGUCGGCAUCAUGGCGGCCACGCUGGGGGCGGACGUGACCGUCACCGACCUGGAGGAGCUGCAGGAGCUGCUGCUGCUUAAUAUAGAGAACAACAAACAUCUGGUCACAGGGUCAGUCCGAGCCAAGGUACUGAAAUGGGGUGAAGAUGUAACAGAAUUUCAGCCGCCUCCUGAUUAUAUACUAAUGGCUGAUUGCAUUUACUAUGAGGAGUCAUUAGAACCGUUACUGAAGACACUGAAAGACCUUACUGGCCCUGAUACCUGCAUCUUGUGCUGUUAUGAACAAAGGACUAUGGGAAAGAAUCCUGAAAUUGAGAGAAAAUACUUUGAGCUGCUUCAGAUGGACUUUGAGCUAGAAAAAAUUCCCCUGGAUAAGCACGAUGAGGAGUACCGCAGUGAAGACAUUCAUAUCGUGAAUAUCCACAGGAAACAAAUGAAUUUUCCAUCAUGAGAUCUUUGACCACAGUAUCUGUCCUCUGGCAGCCGGUUGAGCUCUGGAGAAGAGGGAGAGGGUAUAGAAUAACACCACAAAGGAACUGUCUCCCGUGUGGUUUGUGACUCAUCUACAGAAAACGGCCUCUCGAUGGUGGACUUGGCAUGAGGCACCAGAAGAAGUGGGCUCGUUAGCCUAGAUCCACUGAUAGUGCCUUCCAAGGAGGACAGAUGUGAGCUGCUGAUGUCUGCCGGCUGAGGCAGAGGAAGGCAGAAAACGGAACCAGAGCUUCACCCAGAGCAGCGCUGGGUGCACCUACUGGUUACCUCUGCCGGGCAGCAGCUUGUUGGCUUGCCGAGUGCUUGCAGAGCAGAUCUGAGGACACCACACCCAAGUCUCUGCGAGGAGAAAGCUGAGCAGGCUCAAUCACACAGCCCCAGAUAGCCAGUCCAUGAAACUUUUGUGCUCGAGGUGGGACUCAGAUGGUGGGGUUUUGUUUGUCAUUUGGUUUUUUUUAAAGCCUGUGGUUUCUGUGUCAUUCCUGUGUUGCAGAGGUCCUGGGAGUCUCAUUCCAGGAGCAGGGGCUGUCAUGGGGGUAGGUACCGGACGGAUGAAACACACAGGUGGUCCCUGCGCCUGUGCGAAACUGUUCUGCCUUUUGAUUUCACCUUCGCUGUUUUAGUAUAAUGAUCUACAGCUUUAAAGUUUUGACACCUUCAAACA